This is a messenger RNA of Triplophysa rosa, 1234 nucleotides long. RefSeq names its product RIB43A domain with coiled-coils 2 (gene ribc2). NCBI's taxonomy places the organism in Eukaryota, Metazoa, Chordata, Actinopteri, Cypriniformes, Nemacheilidae. The coding region runs from base 94 to 1197 and encodes 367 amino acids. The transcript has 7 exons. The record is from RefSeq and is a predicted model, not a curated record.
AUAGCAACGUGUUUGUUUGUGGUUUUCCCCUGACACCCGGUGAGACGAUUAAUAUUUCUUACAAAUCGAUGAACAGAGGUGAUAUAGUCAACGAUGAGCCACGUUGAACAUCUGACUGACCGUGUCGAAGCUUUACAACUCGACAAAAGAAAAAACAGUGAACAGAAACGCCAAGAAAGGAUAUUCAACGACAGAGUUCGCACGAGCGGAGUUGACAGGGUUGCUCUCGACCAUCAGGUAAAAGAAAGAAGAGAGAAAGAGCAACGAGAAGCGGAUGAACGUGAAGCCUACGCGAAUGACCUCAUCUGUGGUGAUCGUGCCGCUUGUGUCCUGGACCAGCGACAGACGAAAGAUGAGCGCCUCCUGAAUGAAGCCAUCGUACAGUUCAGACAACAGUUCCAACAGGCCAGCUGCAGCCGCGAGUUUGACCUGAACGACCCAGAGCGGCUGAAGAAACAGGAGGGGAUGAAGAUACUAGCAGAGCUGACAGGAGAGGAUUUAUCCUGUAAGGAGAGACAGCGAAAGCAGAAGGAGCAGCUCAGAGGAUGGUGCAUACAGCAGCAGCAAGAACGAGAACAAACAAAACAACAGCUAAAACAAGAACUGCAUCAGUAUGAUCAAAGCAGACUUUCUUUGGACAACCGAGCUCUUGAAUUAGAGAAGAUGGAGAAGCAAUUCAGGAGAGCGGCAACCACUGCCACCAAAGACUAUAACUUGUCAUUGGCUGCAGAAAUUACACAGAGACGUUUGCAAGAGCAUCGUGAGGAGGAAGAAAACAACCGGACGGACAUUGUGAACCAGCUGAACGGAGACCUGCUGACUGAAAACCCAGCACAGAGUGCUAGUGUGCUGGGUCCGUCUCGCCUCCGCAGGGACUGUUACAAGGGAAUGAGCCCAAAAGAGCUUGAACAAUACACUCUGGACCAGCAGCAGCAAGCAGAAGAGAAGAAGCGUGCUUGCAUGGAGCAAAGGGAGAAGGAGAUGAAGGAGUAUAACUUGCGAAUGGCAUCAGCUCGUGCUGCACUGCUGCUUGAAAGACAGCAGGCACGGGCCAAUGUGGAGCUACGCAGGGCAUUGGACAACACCAACGCCCAGCUGGCCCAGGCCCACAAUGCUCAGCAGAAACAUAUUCACAAGGUUUAUACCAAUAUUCUUGAUGAGCGCUAUUUUUCCCAGUUUAAUAGCAGCAAUAGAUAAAAAGAGUUACAUUGAAAACCUGAAAGAACACCAGCAA